AUGGGGUUCGAGAGAUUGUUCGAAAAUUUCGAGAACGUGGAAAAAGUUGAAGAAUGUAAACUGAUUGGAAGUGUACCACCAUGGCUGAAAGGCACAAUGGUGCGUAAUGGUCCGGGUAUGUUCAAAAUUGGAGACACUGAGUAUAGACAUUGGUUCGACGGAAUGGCCUACAUUCAACGGUACCACUUUGUAGACGGAAAGAUGUACUACUCUGCUCGUUAUUUGGAAAGCGAUGACUAUAAGAAGAACAUGAAGGCACAACGUAUAGUGGCCACAUCAUUCGGUACAAGGACAUUCCCGGAUCCUUGCAAAACGUUGUUCCAAAGAUAUGUGUACACAGGCACGCUUGCAAAUCCAAAACAUUGUAUUCUGGACAAGAACCAACGAUAG
Messenger RNA from Necator americanus (New World hookworm), 390 nucleotides. RefSeq lists its product as uncharacterized. NCBI's taxonomy places the organism in Eukaryota, Metazoa, Nematoda, Chromadorea, Rhabditida, Ancylostomatidae. Gene Ontology annotation, biological process: retinal metabolic process; carotene catabolic process. The record is from RefSeq and is a predicted model, not a curated record. The coding region runs from base 1 to 390 and encodes 129 amino acids. The transcript is spliced from 4 exons. Gene Ontology annotation, molecular function: carotenoid dioxygenase activity; beta-carotene 15,15'-dioxygenase activity.